This is a messenger RNA of Kluyveromyces marxianus DMKU3-1042, 1101 nucleotides long. RefSeq names its product NADP-dependent alcohol dehydrogenase (gene ADH6). NCBI's taxonomy places the organism in Eukaryota, Fungi, Ascomycota, Saccharomycetes, Saccharomycetales, Saccharomycetaceae. The record is from RefSeq and is a predicted model, not a curated record. The transcript has a single exon. Gene Ontology annotation, biological process: alcohol metabolic process. Gene Ontology annotation, molecular function: alcohol dehydrogenase (NADP+) activity; zinc ion binding. Bases 1 to 1101 code for a protein of 366 amino acids.
AUGUCCUACCCAGAUAGUUUCCAAGGUUUUGCUGUCGUUAAUGACCACAAGAACUGGUUGAACCCAGAAAAGAUCGUUUACCCAGCCAAGAAGUUCGGUCCUCAAGACGUUGAUGUCGAGAUCGAAGCUUGCGGUGUUUGUGGUAGUGAUGUCCACUGUGCCAACGGUAACUGGGGUAAUCAAAAGUUGCCAUUAGUUGUUGGUCACGAAGUUAUCGGUAAGGUUAUCAGAGUUGGUGAAGAAUGUACCACUGGUAUCAAGGUUGGUGACCGUGUUGGUGUUGGUGCGCAAGUUAGAUCCUGUUUGGAAUGUAGACGUUGUAAGGAGGACAACGAACCAUACUGUCCAAAGUUCGUCACUACUUACUCGCAACCAUACCCAGAAGAUGGUUACGUUUCCCAAGGUGGUUACGCCUCUCAUAUCAGAUUGCAUGAGCACUUUGCCAUUCCAAUCCCAGAAUCUCUAGAAGCCGCUUACACUGCCCCUCUACUUUGCGGUGGUGGUACUGUCUACUCUCCAUUGAAGAGAUACGGCUGUGGUCCAGGUAAGAAGGUUGGUAUCGUCGGUAUCGGUGGUAUUGGUCACAUGGGUAUCCUUUUGGCCAAGGCUAUGGGUGCUGAAGUUUACGCCAUCUCCAGAUCUCACGCUAAAGAAGAAGCUGCCAAGAAAUUGGGUGCUGACCACUACAUUGCUACCAAGGAUGAAGGCUGGGAAUUGGAAAACUUUGACAAAUUGGACUUGAUCGUUCUAUGUGCCAGCUCCUUGACCGACGUCGACUUCACCAAGUUGCCAAAGUUGCUAACUGUUGGUGGUAUUUUGGCCUCUAUCUCUGUUCCAGCCGCUCACGAAAAGUUGAACUUGAGUCCAUUCGAAUUAAUGGGUUACAAGAUCACCGAAUCUGCUCUAGCUUCCCGUAAGGAAUUAAUUGAGAUGUUGAACUUGGUUGCUGAGAAGAACAUCAAGCCUUGGGUUGAAAAGCUCCCAAUCAGCGCCGAAAGCGUCUCUGAAGCCUUCCAAAGAAUGGAAUCCGGUGACGUGCGUUUCAGAUUCACUUUCACCGACUUCGACAAGCAAUUCGGAGAGUUCAAGGCUCAAAAAUAA